Molecule: messenger RNA, 1575 nt
Organism: Colletotrichum spaethianum
Lineage: Eukaryota; Fungi; Ascomycota; Sordariomycetes; Glomerellales; Glomerellaceae
Exons: 2
Coding region: 1-1575 (524 amino acids)
Source: RefSeq, a predicted model, not a curated record
AUGGCCACGGCAAAUGAGGAACCGCCUUCUUUCCGACGUGACUCGCCCUCGCCCGAGGCCUCCCCGACUCCAGCUAUCGGCGCUUGCCCCGAGCUAUCCCGCUGCGUGUCAACGGCCUCCUCUGUCUCCCACGGGUCCGCCACCGACGGCGCUUCUCGGGACUCCCUCGGAAGCGUCCAAAGCAGCACAAACUCCAGGCAGUCCUCCGGAGCCUACAGCCGUCGCUCCGAUUCAACAUGCAGCAACAAGGAGGCCGGCGUCGGCCGCUCUUCCAGCCGGCGCCGUGGAUUCGUCCGGCCGCAAGGAACCGACUUCGCUGCGAGCGCCCGGCACAGAGAGAGCGUCCUGAGCCUGGGAAGCAUCGCCCAUCUGCAGUACUACUUUGCACGCACCGGCCUUCUUGACGGCAAGGGCGCCCAGCUGGCAAGGAAGAACAAGGCCAAGGGAGGACUGGAUCUGUCGUCGGUCAGCAGCUCGAGCUCUUCGUCGCCAAGGAUCGUUGGUUCGGAGGGAAACAGCCCGGAACUUGGUUCUCACCCCUUUGACACCGGGCCGAUUGUGGAAUCGCCCACCGAGGACCAUGAUUACUAUUCCGACGAUUUCGACGAGCCUGACCCGGAUGUUUUGCCACCCACCGCCAGCACCUACAUCUAUAGGGACAAGCCGGUCCCUAAGCCGCCGACGAUACAGGAGCUGAAGGCGGACCUGACAGGGUCUCUUGAGAAGGCGGCCGCGGCAACGAGGCAUGCCAAGGCCAACAAGGAGCCUCUGCCGGAAAUACCCCCAAGGAAGCAGGAUGCUCAGGCCACGCCCAAGAAGGGCCAGGGCCAGGGCUGGCACGAGGUCCAGGGCAUGCACAUUCUUGAUGUCAUGACGCUGGCGAUUCGUGCGGCUAGGAACUAUUACACGGCUCACGAGGUCCCGGAGCGGUUGGACGCCAUCAAGUCUGAAAAAGAGAUUCGCGCAGAGCUGUUAUCCGUCAUGGAAACCCUGAAGCAGAUGGCGACCCGCAAUUGGGCCGGCGGGAUGAAGGACGAGGAGCUUCGCGUUCUGGACUCUUGGAUCCAGGGGCUGUUCGACAUGCUCAAAAAGGAGGAGGAGUUGGUGGAGGUCGAGAAGGCGCAGCGCAGCACCUGGACCUGGCUUUCGGGCGAUUGGACCGGCAAGGAAGUCGAAAGGGAACUGGCCUUCAUGACGUCGCUCGAUCCCGGGGCCGGUCCUCUGUCCGAGUACACUCCCGCGGCCGACGCGACCGAGUUGCCUACGCCCUUCCUUGAGAGUCUGCAAAACGGCAUCCGGCUCGUCGAGCUGCACAACGCGGCGGUCAAGAGGUCGAAACGGCGGUUCGGCUUGAUCACCACGUUCCACACCGACACGGACAAGCCGUACCGAUGCGCCGACAACAUCCGCUACUGGGCCAAGGCAGCAGAGCUGCGCUGGGAGGUCUUCCUGAAGGUGGACGCUCUCGGCAUCGUCUACAACAACUCUCCCGAAGUCUGGGUCAACUUCGAGAAGGCCGUCAUGGCUUGGAGCCGCAAGGUCCGCGAGGAGAUCACAUCCGAACUCCUGGGUUGA